Thelazia callipaeda (thelaziosis nematode) is the source of this 1026-nucleotide messenger RNA. The record is from the annotation of a GenBank genome assembly. Lineage: Eukaryota; Metazoa; Nematoda; Chromadorea; Rhabditida; Thelaziidae.
AUGGCUCACAUUGAUCCAUCUGCAUUAAUUCAAGCCUAUAUUCCGUUCAUAAAAUCAAGUGAAAGUUUUGACUCUGAAAGGCAGUCAGUAAUGGGACCAGCUACAAAAAAUUGCACCGUUCUAAAUUCGCCUACGUCUGGAAAAGAUGGUUGUGAAGAGGGAACCAAAGCAGUUGGGAAUCGUGCCAAUUCAGGAUCGACACUUGAAAACGCAUCUUUGUCUCCAUCAUCACAGUCGACAGGUUUACAUAUGAUUCAGACAAAUUAUCGAGAUAGUUCAUCAUCACCUCCUAUUCGAAGUGCAAAACGAUUGAAAUUGACUACAUCAUCAACAUCAUCAUCAUCACGUAGUUCAAGUGUAAGUGGCAUAAGCACAUCAUCCAUUCCUGUCAAUAUAAUAGUAGAUGCAAAACACAAAAUUAAUGGGAAGCAGCAGCACAAACAGUCUUCGAGCAGCUCUCCAACUUCAGAAGCUGCUGUGCAAGAUUCUUCCUCUGGUACAAAUAUUGUCUCUGGAAAACCCAACCCUUUAUCAGUUCGUAUGAACACGAACUCAAAUUUUACCAACAUCAAUGGUUAUGAUGAAGAGCCUUCGACUUCUAAAGCUGUGCCUCCUGAUUCGAAACUUUUACCAGCUAGUGGCUUAAAAAAGCGAAUGGACAUUGUCAGUAAACCUAUAUCAUCACCAUUAAAAAGUGGAUAUCAGAACGGAAAAUCUGAGCGGAAGCGUUUAUUGUCGGAAAACAAUGAACGAGAAGUUAGACCUCCAGAUAAUCGUAUUAUAUUUUAUGCAACAUGGGAAGGAAGCUGUGUCCUUAUUCUACUUAAUUUUGAUGUAAAUGAUUUCUAUAAACCAUGCUUAUUCUUUUGUGUCAACUGUAAGCAUCAGAAGAAUCCAGAUGGUCGUAAUGUUGGUGUUGGUGUGAAGAACUGUGUAACUUGCAGUUUUGCAAAGUUUGUAAGAUGUUCAAUGUCGAGCAAACAACCGUUUAAACCUAGUUGGAUAGGUUAUAUCCUAGAUGGUUAG